Molecule: messenger RNA, 1032 nt
Organism: Fimicolochytrium jonesii
Lineage: Eukaryota; Fungi; Chytridiomycota; Chytridiomycetes; Spizellomycetales; Powellomycetaceae
Product: ESCO1/2 acetyl-transferase-domain-containing protein
Exons: 3
Coding region: 1-1032 (343 amino acids)
Biological process (GO): mitotic sister chromatid cohesion
Cellular component (GO): chromatin; nucleus
Molecular function (GO): protein-lysine-acetyltransferase activity
Source: RefSeq, a predicted model, not a curated record
AUGCAUUUCUUUCAGCCCGCAGCAAACGAGAGCGGGAAGAAGGCCACAACAUCUGCAUCCACUGCGGGAGGGAAGGGCGCCGCGCCGAAGUUCGUAGAAUCAGCCGCCUCAGCGCAAGCUUCUCAAGGCAGUGCGACCGUUCCCACCAAGCGCUCGCUCGAACAAUCCCUCUCCUCGCCAACACUCACAUCUACAUCACCACGUCCACACUGGCAUACCCCAUCGUCGAAGAAACCACCACUCCUCUCAUCGACGUCCCCACCCACAACCCUACCCCCAUCGACAACCCCACCCACCACCUACGCCCAACUCCACCUCGACCUCGGCCAAAAAUCCCUCACCGCCUGCCCGACCUGCAACAUGUCCUACGCCCGCUCGCGCCCCGACGACGUCGCCACGCACGCGCGGUACCACGCCGCGGCGGUCGAGGGCGUCAUGUGGGGACCGGCUUCCUCCUCGUCAUCCGCAUCCGCAGGAGAACGUGUUGUAAGGGAGUUUGCGGAUGGCGCGAAGGUGGUGUGUGUCGAGAGGGAGGGGUGUGGGGUUAAGGUGUGGAAGAAGGCACUGAGUGUUGUCAUCUUGGUCAAUACGGAGCUGGGCGCCGCUGCGCCUGCGGAGGUCGACGAGGGGAGCAAGAUCUUCCUCUACAUAACCCCCUCCCGCCGCGUCGCAGGCUGCGUCCUCGUCGAGCGCAUCACCACUGCAUACCGAGUCGUCGUCUCUGACACCGCCACCGAUAUCCAGCCAGAGAACAACGAUCCACCUCGGGAGGAGCUGGUCAAGAAUGGAAGUGUUGCGUUUCGGAGUACGUGUCCUGUACCGGCCUCCUGUGGUAUCAGCCGGAUCUGGGUACUCAAGAGCGAGCGGAGGAAGGGGGUUGCGGGGAGGAUGUUGGAUGUUGUUCGCACACGCUUCGUCUUUGGAUACACACUCUCCCCCACCGACGACAUGGCGUUCUCGCAGCCGACGAUGGCGGGCAAGGCGCUGGCCGAGCGGAUGUGUGGCGGGCGGAAGGACUUUUUGGUUUAUUAG